This is a messenger RNA of Malus domestica (apple), 487 nucleotides long. The record is from RefSeq and is a predicted model, not a curated record. NCBI's taxonomy places the organism in Eukaryota, Viridiplantae, Streptophyta, Magnoliopsida, Rosales, Rosaceae.
GAAGGCUCUCAUAAGGGGAAAGGUAAUAAUAAAUUAUUGUUGACUUAAUUGUUUUACAGUUGAUAUGGUUGAAAUUGUUGUUUUAAUAGGCUAUAUUACGUUUUUAAUAUUUGUGGUAGGAAAAAAAAUGAAGAAAGCUGUGGUGACAAUAGAGAAACACCGACGUAAGCAUUUGCCUUCGUUUGCUGAUAAAAGUUCGGCUGAAGCAUACGCCGAACUUAAUUAUGAUAUAGGGGGAUUGGUGCGUGAUAACUGUUCUAUCGAGUUUAACUCUUGGAAAAUGGUGCAUGUGGACGUGAAGAACUCGAUGGUUGUUUGGGAUGUUGAUGAAACUGAUGAGAAGCAGCAGAAGUAUGUGGACGAGCUAAUGAAGAAGAAGUUCCGGAAGUGGAAGUUCGAUGUACAGCAGGCUGCAAUCAUGCACAAGUUGAUAAUGCCAUUGUCGAUGCACAUGCUGAUGACGCAGAGGAAGAGUGACCAAAUUUGA